AUGUUAGGACCUUCUUGCGUUCUAGAUAGACAGCCUUCCAUGAAGUCAACGACGUCCUUACAAACAACAAAGUCUUUCAAGGCUUACAAUUCGUUUAAGCAUGUAGCCGGAAGCAACGUUGGUGUUGUUCCCCCCGAGGUAUUGGCUCUAGCGUCCAUGGACCUGACGUCGCUGAUGGAGAGGAAACGAAGACCGGCUUAUGUGAGGCUAUUACUUGAAUAUGAUCAGCUAGUAAAAGAAUACAAGAAAGGUCGAGCAUUCGACGGAUGGUCAGAAGGAACUCUACAAUUUGCACCAACCUAUAAGUACCAAGCACAUUCGGAUGAGUACACUGGGAGUGAUGGGAAGGCGACAAAGAGAACACCGGCUUGGUGUGACAGAAUACUAUCUUUUGGCAAAGGAAUGAGGUUGGUUCAAUACCGGCGUACCGAAAAUAAGUUCUCAGAUCAUCGUCCGGUUGUAGCAAUAUACAUGGCUGAAGUCGAGGUGUUUUCCGCGAGGAAGCUUCAGCGAGCUUUGACGUUUACGGAUGCAGAGAUUGAAGAUGAGGGACUUGUGGCCGUAAUCGUUUAAGUGAAUAAGAAG
Molecule: messenger RNA, 585 nt
Organism: Brassica oleracea var. oleracea
Lineage: Eukaryota; Viridiplantae; Streptophyta; Magnoliopsida; Brassicales; Brassicaceae
Product: type IV inositol polyphosphate 5-phosphatase 3-like
Exons: 3
Coding region: 1-573 (190 amino acids)
Biological process (GO): phosphatidylinositol dephosphorylation
Molecular function (GO): phosphatidylinositol-3,4,5-trisphosphate 5-phosphatase activity; phosphatidylinositol-4,5-bisphosphate 5-phosphatase activity; inositol-polyphosphate 5-phosphatase activity
Source: RefSeq, a predicted model, not a curated record